AUGUCCUUUGACGAUUUACACAAGGCCUCUGCUAAAGCUUUAACCGAAGCUGUUGACAGUAUCUGUCAAGAAUUCGUUGUUGGUCCAGAAAAGAUUGAAGAAAUGACCAAUUUCUUCAUCGAAUCCAUGGAAAAGGGUUUGACUCAAACCACUCAUUCUAAGGAUGCUUUGGAUAUGAUUCCAACUUACGUCACUGGUUUACCAAACGGUACUGAAAGAGGUGUCUUAUUGGCCGCCGAUUUGGGUGGUACCAACUUCAGAGUCUGUUCUGUUGAUUUGAACGGUGAUCAUACUUUUGUUAUGAAACAAGUCAAAUCCAAGAUUCCAGAUGAAUUAUUGGAAGAUGACAAUGCUACUCCCAAGGACUUGUUUGGUUAUUUAGCAAGAAGAACCAUGGUUUUCAUCAAGAAAUACCACCCAGAAGUCUUGGAAACUGCUGCUGCUGAUCAAAAACCUUUGAAAUUAGGUUUUACUUUCUCUUACCCAAUUGACCAAUCUUCUUUGAACUCUGGUACUUUGAUCAGAUGGACUAAGGGUUUCAAGAUCGCCGAUACUGUCGGUAAAGAUGUCGUCACUUUAUACCAAGACGCCUUAGCUGAACAAGGUUUAUCCAUGAUUAAAGUCGUUGCUUUGACUAACGAUACCACUGGUACUUUCUUAUCUCAUUGUUACACUUCUGACAACACCGAUUCUUUGACUUCUGGUGAAAUUUCUGAACCAAUUAUUGGUUGUAUUUUCGGUACUGGUACCAAUGGUUGUUAUGUUGAAGAUUUGAAAAACAUUAAGAAAUUGGAUCCAAAGGUUAGAGAAAGAUUUAUUGCUGAAGGUAAGACUCAUAUGGUCAUCAACACUGAAUGGGGUUCCUUCGACAACGAAUUGAAAGUCUUACCAACUACCAAAUACGAUUUGGAUAUCGAUCAAAAAUACUCUGCUAACCCAGGUUUCCAUUUAUUCGAAAAAAGAAUCUCCGGUAUGUACUUGGGUGAAUUGUUAAGAUGUUGUUUAGUCGAUUUACACUCUAAAGGUUUGAUCUUCUCUCAAUACAGAUCUUACGAUCAAUUACCACACAGAUUAAAGACUCCAAACGAAUUGGACUCUGAAGUCUUAUCUCACAUUGAAAUCGAUGACUCUACCGGUUUACGUGAAACUGAAUUGUCCAUGUUACAAUCCUUAAGAUUACCAACCACUUUAUCUGAACGUAAAGAAAUCCAAAAGUUGGUCCGUGCCAUCUCUAGAAGAGCUGCUUAUUUAUCUGCCGUUCCAUUGGCUGCUAUCUUGAUCAAGACUGAUGCUUUGAACAAGAGAUAUCACGGUGAAGUAGAAAUCGGUUGUGAUGGUUCUGUUGUUGAAUUAUACCCAGGUUUCAGAUCAAUGUUGAGACACGCUUUGGCUUUGUCUCCAAUUGGUGCUGAAGGUGAACGUAAGGUUCAUUUGAAGAUUGCCAAGGAUGGUUCCGGUGUCGGUGCUGCUUUGUGUGCUUUGGUUGCUUAA
Molecule: messenger RNA, 1491 nt
Organism: Henningerozyma blattae CBS 6284
Lineage: Eukaryota; Fungi; Ascomycota; Saccharomycetes; Saccharomycetales; Saccharomycetaceae
Exons: 1
Coding region: 1-1491 (496 amino acids)
Biological process (GO): intracellular glucose homeostasis; glycolytic process; glucose 6-phosphate metabolic process
Cellular component (GO): cytosol; mitochondrion
Molecular function (GO): fructokinase activity; mannokinase activity; D-glucose binding
Source: RefSeq, a predicted model, not a curated record